This is a messenger RNA of Didymosphaeria variabile, 981 nucleotides long. RefSeq lists its product as uncharacterized. The record is from RefSeq and is a predicted model, not a curated record. NCBI's taxonomy places the organism in Eukaryota, Fungi, Ascomycota, Dothideomycetes, Pleosporales, Didymosphaeriaceae. The transcript has a single exon. Bases 1 to 981 code for a protein of 326 amino acids.
AUGGGUUUCCCGCUCUUUCAGGACAGGCGCGAGGGGUACCCGGACAACAUCGUGCUUCAAAAGACAUCGACCUCAAUGGGGACGAGCUACGUCGAGAAGAUUGGAAAGACCGGUCUGGACCAAUGCAACCCGCUCAACCUGUUCAAUCCUUUCCAAAUGUUCCCGGGUCGUUCUCUGUGGAUCGCCUCCCCAUAUCCGAUCAGCAUUUUCAGCGAAUGCAGCCCCUCUCCAUCGUACCAUAGGUACUUAGCCACGCCGCCUUCGCCCGGGACCUACUGCAAAACUCCCGAAAUCUAUUGCACGACUCCCGUCAAAGUGCAGGUUCGCACAAAAACUUGGCUAUUCCCUCAUAGAGACUUGGGACCUGCCUUCGCAAACGGAUGGAACAAGCUUCCCACCGAGAUCAAGCUCCAUAUUCUGAGCCAGAACCUCCGUUUCCAUGACUGCAUAGGCGAGAGCUCCGAUGAAGAAUACAAGAUGUUGCGGCAUCAUCUCCGUAUGACCCCAGAGAUUGCUGCAUUUUCCAAAGAGAUCUUCUAUUCCAGGAACUCCAUGAACUUGACCAAGUAUGAUAGCUGGGAUAUCAUGUAUUUGAAUAUUCCACCUCAGAGCGCUACGCCUUUCCUCAGCCGUGCUCAGGUCACUGUCCGUCUUGGUCGAAGCCGCGACUGGCACGUUCUCUUUGCUUGCUCUAGAAUUUUACGCAAAUGCCCGAACUUCCAAUAUCUCAGCAUCGUCUUCCAAUGGGCCAAGGACGUAUAUAUCGAAGAUCUUAUGGAGGAUUAUCCCAAGGAGAAAUGGAUAUCUGUGCUUGAAGCUAGAAUCAAGCCGGAGAACGUGGACUUCUGGUGUAAAGGGGAGGUCUCCUUCAAAGGCAACCCAGUGCUGGAACGCUUCGAUGGCGAAUGGGUGGCGCCUGACGACAAAGUCAUCGAUACUCUCGAAGCGUUCAUCAAAGGCAAGAUCUCUUUUGAUCACUGA